Molecule: messenger RNA, 2240 nt
Organism: Manduca sexta (tobacco hornworm)
Lineage: Eukaryota; Metazoa; Arthropoda; Insecta; Lepidoptera; Sphingidae
Gene: mad2
Product: mitotic spindle assembly checkpoint protein MAD2A-like
Biological process (GO): mitotic spindle assembly checkpoint signaling
Cellular component (GO): nucleoplasm; cytoplasm; kinetochore
Source: RefSeq, a predicted model, not a curated record
ACUUGCAAGUAGCAACUUGAAAAGUUUUGUUUGAAGCUGUUUGAAGCUAACGGACUAUUCAAAUCUGUGAUUUAUCAAGGGAUUUAGAACUAAAUGAACGUAAAACAACUGCUUGAAAGUAUUAGUCUGUGUAUGGUUUAUUAAUUUUUUUAUAUUCUUAUUGUACAAACUAUAAAUCCAGUGAAAUGUCGCAACAACAAACCAAAAACUGCAUAACCCUGCGUGGUUCCGCACAAAUUAUUUGCGAAUACCUGAAAUUCGCUAUCAACUCUGUAUUGUUCCAAAGAGGCUUAUAUCCACCAGAAAGUUUUAAAGCCGAGCAGCAGUAUGGUCUAACGCUUUUAAUAUCUGAAGACCAACAAAUUAAGAACUUAACAAAUUUACUCACCCAGAGUGAAGAAUGGAUAGUAAAUAAGAAAGUGAGCAAACUGUCUCUCAUUAUAUUAAAUGUGGCCAACAAAGAGGUCCUUGAAUGCUGGGAUUUCAAUGUUCAAUAUGAAGAUGGAGACACCGCACUGUCCAAAGAGAAAAACGAAACUGUUGGAAGCAAAGACUUGAAGAAAAUCCAACAGGAAAUUAGAGAUGUUAUGUUGCAAGUAGCAGCAACUAUAUCAUACUUGCCAUUCUUAGACUGUAGGUGUUCGUUUGAUGUUCUAGUUCAUGCAAGGACAGAUUGUGAUAUACCUGAGAAAUGGGCUGAGGCUGAGCCUGUAGCGAUAGCAAAUGCUCAGAAUGUUCAGCUCAAAUCCUUCUCUACCAGCUUACACAAGAUGGAGACAGUAGUUAGCUAUAAACUUGUAGAUUAAGAUGUUGACUGCGGUUUGUGCAAAAGUUGUUUUAUUGUGGACGUAAUGUGCGUGUGUCUAGCAGACAGCUGAAGUGUUCUCUUAUAUCUAUCUCACUCAUUCACAUUGCUCAACAAAAUGCCAGUGAGACACACAGAUUGCUUGUGGUGGCUGCUUUGGUGGAUACUUCAUUCUAUUGGUGCCAUAGUCAAUGUGGUUACAUGCCAGUUUUUUGCACAAUAAAAUCUACACAUUUUUCAAUAGAACUUAUAUGAGAUGUAAAUCUGCAGUUUUUAUUAAUUAUGUUUCAAGAUUAAUUUCCUAAGAAAAGCACAGAUAGUUCAGCUAGCUAAAGUGUUAGAGGUAGAGUUAAUAGCUUAUAAGACUGAACAGAUUGGGUAGAAAAGAUAUUGAGCAAAGUACCAUGUACCAGCUACUACAUCAUUGCAUGUCCUACAAUGUAAACAGAUAACCUCAUAAAGGUCGCAAGACCCUUAAGCUUAAUUUCUUUGCAUGAUAUAUAGAAAUACAGUUUAUUAUCAAAGGAUAAAAAUCAAAAUACUAGAUCACAAGUCAUCUUUGAAACACGAUGAAAACUGAGGGGCCUAUGAACCAUAAUUGCCAAUAAAAUCUUGUCAUAUCUACAGAUUGUUUUCCGCUUAUGUAUGGAUUAAAUGUUGUGCUAUUAAAGGUGAUAUAAGGGUUUGUCUGUAAGUUCUAUUGAUAAAAAUGUUUUUGUACUGUGUGAUGUAUCUAAUGUUUUUAGGCUCAAAGGAUGCAAUCACAAUAUCUCACUUUUUAAUUACACACACAUUUGAUAUUAGUAUCAAUAUGGGACCAUUUUUUAAAAUAGUACUAUGAUCUAAAUCAUAUUUUUGUAAAGGUAGAUUCUGUGUAAAGCAUUAAAUAAAUUAGGAAACUUGGAGCCAAAUUAUAAUUCAAAAAAACCACUUCUUCACUUUCCUAAAAUUAAACUAUCAUAAUGUUUUAAUUCUGUUUUAACUACUUGAAGAUGUUAAAAGGAACCAGUGUAUAAAUAAUAUUUAAUUGGUAUUUUUUUACCACUUGACAUUAUAAUAUUAAAAUUUUACUAUUGUAGUAAGAAAUAAAAUCACUUAUUAGUUAUUAGAAGGCAAUGGCUUUUGAAACAAAUGUGAAAAUAAAGCCUCUUGUUCCGUUUUUCUUCACAAAGAUUUUAACGAAUUAAUAUACAUUGAUAGUAAAACACACAAUUUAAAUGUUUUUAUGGUAAUUCUGAAUCAUUUUCAUAUAGUACUAAAUAUAGGAUAAACAUACUCAAUAAAGUUUGAAAUUUUUACUUUAUUCAAUCUUAUACAGUAUUGUAAAUAUUAACUUAAGUAGGUAGGUAGCGAAGUAAAAUACCAUACAUUCAUUUUUAGAUGACAGUAAGUAGCUUUAAGUAAGUGUUAAAUAAAAUGUUUUUUUUUUUCUAUA